This is a messenger RNA of Chelonia mydas (Green sea turtle), 285 nucleotides long. Its product is annotated as histone H4. NCBI's taxonomy places the organism in Eukaryota, Metazoa, Chordata, Testudines, Cheloniidae. Gene Ontology annotation, molecular function: protein heterodimerization activity; DNA binding; structural constituent of chromatin. The coding region runs from base 1 to 285 and encodes 94 amino acids. Gene Ontology annotation, biological process: nucleosome assembly. The transcript has a single exon. The record is from RefSeq and is a predicted model, not a curated record.
AUGUCUGGUCACGGCAAGGGCGGAAAGGGGUUGGGAAAAGGCAGUGCAAAGAGGUUACGAGACAACAUCCAGGGCAUUACAAAGCCUGCGAUCCUCUGCUUGGCUAGCCGCAGCGGGGUGAAGCGCAUCUCGGGGCUGAUCUAUGAAGAGACUCGCAGGGUGCUGAAGGUUUUCCUGGAGAACGUGAUCCGCAACGCGGUGACUUACACCAAGCAGGCCAAGCGGAAGACAGUGAUGGCCAUGGAUGUGGUAUAUGCCCUGAAACACCAGGUGCACCCUGUAUAG